Molecule: messenger RNA, 811 nt
Organism: Nematolebias whitei (Rio pearlfish)
Lineage: Eukaryota; Metazoa; Chordata; Actinopteri; Cyprinodontiformes; Rivulidae
Gene: st8sia5
Product: ST8 alpha-N-acetyl-neuraminide alpha-2,8-sialyltransferase 5
Exons: 3
Coding region: 461-811 (116 amino acids)
Source: RefSeq, a predicted model, not a curated record
GCGCGCUCCCGCGGCUGCCAGGCUAAGAAAAGGCGCAUCCUCUUUUUUUAUUGUCAUUUCAGUCACGUCGCUUUGCUCAGGUUUGACGUGAAGCAUGAAGGGGCGUGCGUUUAUCCUCUUCAUGCUCAAUUAGCAUCCUAAUUCAGAACAGAAAAAUCAACUUCUAGGCGAUUUCCAAUUGAAUUUCACGAUUUAUUGCGCUGGGUCGCUCUCUGUCCGCAAACGGCUGCAUCGGACGCACAAAACAAGAAUUUAGGCCAACGUGCUGGAGCUAUUUCAUUGAUUUGGAUCUGGACGCAGAGAUCUAGUAAUAAUGAUGCUGUGCUCAGGAGGGAGCGACAAAGCCUAGAAAAAAACAAACAAACAAACAAACAAAAAAACAAGAUCCAUAUGAGACACCUCCAGUCGUGGUCCUGAAUGCAGCGGGGACAGAGACACCUCGGUGUCCCCAUCAGCCUGGAUGCUGCGCCGCAGGAUGACCUACUCCGACCCGUCGUCGGCCAAAGAUCUGCUCGGCAGCAGAUCCCUCUGUUUCAUAUUUAUUUGCGCGUUUGGACUCGUCACGCUUUUACAGCAGAUUCUUUAUGGCAAAAACUACAUCAAGAGUGCGCAACAGUUUAGCCGACUCAAAGGGGACGAGACCGGAAAUUGGACCGGCCCCGUUAAUUUCUUCGAUGACGGAUCUCUGAAGCCAGCCAGAAAUGGAAGGAAAAGGUAUCUGGAAAACUAUGAUGGCGCCUUUGACUACAACUCUACAGCCUGCAGGGAGCUCAGACAAGAGAUUAUGGACGUCAAAGUCCUGACGAUGUGA